AUGUUGCUACGUCUACAGUGGUACAAUCUCAAUGUUGUAUACAGGAAAGGCAAAGAUAUGGUGGUAGCAGAUACAUUGUCGAGAGCAUACUUACCAGACACCAGUUCUGACGUGACAGGACUAGAUGAUUUAUGUUUAAUUGAUAUGAUCUCUGUGAGCAGCGAGAGAUACUCUGAUAUUAGAACAAGAACGCAAAGAGAGCUACAGCCUCUAUACAACACAAUUGUUCAAGGAUGGCCAGAUACGCGUAGAGAGACACCUUAUGAAAUUAGAAAUUUCUGGGACUCCAGAGACCAAUUGUCUGUGUUUGAUGGUGUAAUCUACAAAGGCCUCAGAAUAGUUAUUCCACCGUCAUUACAAAAGUACAUGCUUAGCUUGAUACACGAGUCACAUCUUGGAGUUGUGAAAUGCAAACAGCGUGCAAGGGAAGUCAUGUUUUGGCCUGGAAUGAAUAUGGAAAUUGAAAACAUGGUGAGAGACUGCAUAAAAUGUUCUGAGUAUCAAAACAGGUUACCCGCAGAACCGUUGAAACCGACCGUCCCUCCAGAUCUACCCUAUACUGAAGUUGGUUGUGACAUAUUUGACUUUGGAGCAAAGAAGUACCUACUUCUCAUUGAUUACUAUUCAAAGUACAUUGAUGUUGUAGAACUGAAUGCCGCAACUACAACUGCUACAAUCAAUGCUAUGAAAUAUGUGUUUAGUUGUCAUGGCAUACCUCUUAAAAUCAGAUCAGACAAUGGACCACAGUUUAGUUCAUGUGAAUUCAAACAAUUUUGCAAAGUGUAUGAUAUUGAACAUAUGACCUCCAGUCCUCAGUACCCAGGUUCAAAUGGGGAAGCUGAGAGAGCUAUUCAAAUUGUGAAGAAAAUGUGGAAAAAAUGUGAUGACAAGUAUCUUGCUCUACUCAACUACAGAACUACACCUUUGGAAGGCAUAAACUUGUCCCCUUCGCAGUUGUUAAUGGGACGCAGACCUAGAAACACACUGCCUGCAGCUCGAAAUCUGUUAAAACCACAGGCAUAUAACCAACGAGAGGUGAAACGUCAUUUUAGCCAGGAGAAACUAAAGCAGAAAUAUUAUUAUGAUCAAAGGAAAGGCGCUAAAUAA
Lingula anatina is the source of this 1107-nucleotide messenger RNA. RefSeq lists its product as uncharacterized. The record is from RefSeq and is a predicted model, not a curated record. NCBI's taxonomy places the organism in Eukaryota, Metazoa, Brachiopoda, Lingulata, Lingulida, Lingulidae.